Molecule: messenger RNA, 1650 nt
Organism: Penicillium vulpinum
Lineage: Eukaryota; Fungi; Ascomycota; Eurotiomycetes; Eurotiales; Aspergillaceae
Product: Major facilitator superfamily domain general substrate transporter
Exons: 8
Coding region: 1-1650 (549 amino acids)
Biological process (GO): transmembrane transport; oligopeptide transport
Cellular component (GO): plasma membrane; fungal-type vacuole
Molecular function (GO): dipeptide transmembrane transporter activity; tripeptide transmembrane transporter activity
Source: RefSeq, a predicted model, not a curated record
AUGGAUUCUGUCUCAGUCGAUAACCGAAGAAACUCAGAAGAGGAACUGGAGAAAUUUGACCAGUCUGCGAAUAGUCCCCAUGCUGGCCUCCGACGUAUUCCUGACAAGUUCCCACGUAUUGCACUACUUAUUCUCGUCGUUGAACUUGGCGAACGGUUUACUUAUUUUGGCCUCAGCGGCCCUAUGCAAAAUUAUAUCAAUAACCCCUACGAUCCUUCGUCCGGUCUCCCUGGCGCACUAGGUAGAGGACAAUCAACCGCGUCGGCGCUUGGAAACUUCUUUAAAUUUUGGGCUUAUGCCUCCACCAUUAUUGGCGCGAUUGUUGCAGAUCAAUAUGUCGGCAAAUUCAAAGCCAUCACAAUCUCUCUGGGAAUUUACAUCUGCGGAUUGACCAUCCUGGUUGCCACCGCCUCGCCAGCUGGCCUUGCCAGCGAUGCUGGCUUCGGCGGUUUGGUCACUGCAAUGGUCAUCAUUGGCCUGGGAACAGGUGGAAUCAAGGCCAACGUGACUCCCAUGUGUGCUGAGCAAUACCAAAACGCAGAGCCGGUUUUGAAGACACUCAAAUCAGGCGAGCGUGUGGUUGUGGAUCCCGAAUUGACCGUGCAGAGGCUUUUCAUGUGGUUCUACUGGGUCGUCAAUGUUGGCGCCCUCUCCCCCCUGAUUACGGUCAAUGUUGAGGCAAAGCACUCUUUCUGGCUUGCAUACUUGAUCCCAUUGAUUGCGAUCGUUCUCUCAGGUAUCGUCUUCUUGUCCGGCCAGAAGCGAUAUGUCAAGACUCCUCCCCAGGGAUCCGCUAUUAUCGACGCAUGCAAAGUCUUGAACAUUGCCCGACAGGAGAAGAAUUUCGAGAGCGCAAAACCAUCAUCUCUCGAGGCUUCAGGCCGUUUAAGCAAGUAUCCUUUUGCAUCUUCGUCGCGCUACACCGACGAGUACGUCUCGGACGUCCGCCGAGGUUUUAUGAGCUGCAGAAUGUUUGUCUUCUUCCCAUUCUACUUUGUUUGCUGGGUCCAGAUUUGGAACAAUCUCAUCUCGCAAGCUGGUCAAAUGGCGUUGCAUGGAACACCAAAUGAUCUCCUGCAAAACCUUGACCCGAUCGCCUUGUGUAUCUUCAUCCCACUUCUUGACUUGGGUGUUUACCCUGUCCUUCGCAAGUUCAAGAUCAACUUUAGCCCAGUCCGUCGUAUCUUCGCUGGUUUCCUUCUUGUCUCGAUCUCCAUGAUCUACGCCAGUGUACUACAGCACUUUAUUUACAAAUCUCCCGAGAAGAGCAUCCACGUGUGGAUCCAAGCCCCUGCCUAUAUCUUUGUCGCCUUCUCUGAAGCCUUUGUUAUUGUUACUGGUUUGGAACUUGCCUUCACACAUGCGCCGAAAAAUCUGCGUUCUUUUAUUUCUGCCCUUUUCUGGCUUAUGAUCGGAAUUGCGGCAGCGAUCUGUAUUGGUCUCAGCCCAGUGUCGGAAGAUCCGUACCUUGUUUGGAUGUAUGGAUCCCUCGCAAUUGUGGGAUUCGUGGCAGGAUGUCUGUUCUACUUUUGCUUCAGAAAGAGUGACUUGGAUGAUCUGCUCAUCCCUGGACUUGAGGGAGUUCCCGUUGAAGGGAACGGGCAGCAUGUUACACAAGUCGCUGAUCAUGGCAAACAUACUGAAGUAUAG